Molecule: messenger RNA, 558 nt
Organism: Aspergillus saccharolyticus JOP 1030-1
Lineage: Eukaryota; Fungi; Ascomycota; Eurotiomycetes; Eurotiales; Aspergillaceae
Product: 60S ribosomal protein eL27
Exons: 4
Coding region: 41-448 (135 amino acids)
Biological process (GO): translation
Cellular component (GO): cytosolic large ribosomal subunit; ribosome
Molecular function (GO): structural constituent of ribosome
Source: RefSeq, a predicted model, not a curated record
CAACCACCCCAUCGACCUGCCGCUCCCCGGGACUUUCACAAUGAAGUUCAUGAAAGUGGGCCGUGUGGCCAUCAUCACCCGUGGCCGUUACGCCGGUAAGAAGGUCGUCAUUGUCCAGCCUAACGACACUGGCUCCAAGGCGCACCCCUUUGCCUACGCUAUCGUCGCCGGUAUCGAGCGCUACCCCCUCAAGGUCACCCGCCGCAUGGGUAAGAAGACCGUCGAGAAGCGCAGCAAGAUCAAGCCCUUCAUCAAGGUCGUCAACUACAACCACUUGAUGCCCACCCGUUACACUCUCGAGCUCGAGGGUCUCAAGGGUGCCGUCUCCAACGACACCUUCAAGGAGGUCUCCCAGCGUGAGGACGCCAAGAAGAACGUCAAGAAGGCUCUCGAGGACCGCUACACCAGCGGCAAGAACCGCUGGUUCUUCACUCCUCUGCGUUUCUAAACGGGAUAAUUGGGGCGUUUUGUCGUUUGAGCGCGCAAGGUCUUAGAUGAGGCAAAGGGAAAAAGAAAAGCAUCGAAGACGUCCAGUUCAUGAGCUUGGGAUUACGUGAA